Molecule: messenger RNA, 369 nt
Organism: Fraxinus pennsylvanica
Lineage: Eukaryota; Viridiplantae; Streptophyta; Magnoliopsida; Lamiales; Oleaceae
Source: the annotation of a GenBank genome assembly
AUGGCGAAGAGUUUAUUCAAGCAAGAACACGAUCUUGAAAAGAGGCGUGCUGAGGCUGCUAGAAUUAGGGAGAAAUAUUCAGAUAGGAUUCCGGUGAUUGUGGAGAAGGCAGAGAGAAGUGAUAUUCCUAAUAUUGACAAGAAAAAGUAUCUCGUCCCAGCUGACUUGACUGUAGGACAAUUUGUCUACGUGAUUCGCAAGAGGAUCAAACUGAGUGCUGAGAAAGCAAUUUUCAUAUUCGUUGACAAUGUCCUCCCUCCAACAGGUGCCAUUAUGUCUGCCAUAUAUGAUGAGAAAAAGGAUGAAGAUGGUUUCCUUUAUGUAACGUACAGUGGAGAGAACACAUUUGGGAACCAUUUCAUGCUGUAA